Molecule: messenger RNA, 327 nt
Organism: Lottia gigantea (owl limpet)
Lineage: Eukaryota; Metazoa; Mollusca; Gastropoda; Lottiidae
Exons: 6
Coding region: 1-327 (108 amino acids)
Source: RefSeq, a predicted model, not a curated record
AUGUCGACAAAAAGACGUGAACUAUUGAGGAUUUGUGCAGUUAAUAAAAAAUCUGAGAACGAAUUCUGUGUAUUUAACGUUAGAAAAGCAGUUUUAAUAACGAAGAAAUUAUGUUUACUGAAUGUCGAAGUUUUACAGAAGAUAUGGGUUGAUAUGAAUGAAAUGGUUUUUACUGAGAACAUAUAUCUGGUUGUCAAGAUAGCUGCGUACAGGUCAACUAGUUGCUGUUUGUAUUCAGUCAAUCUUACACUGAGUGUUACAGCUAAAGUUAUAGAAACAAUAGAUAUAAAGAUAGAUGUUACAAAGAGACUUGUAGUUAUAUUCUGA